This is a messenger RNA of Varanus komodoensis (Komodo dragon), 666 nucleotides long. RefSeq names its product chromosome unknown C1orf100 homolog (gene SPMIP3). The coding region runs from base 217 to 666 and encodes 149 amino acids. Lineage: Eukaryota; Metazoa; Chordata; Lepidosauria; Squamata; Varanidae. The transcript is spliced from 4 exons. The record is from RefSeq and is a predicted model, not a curated record.
AGAACACACCAGAAGAACUUUCAAUAUAAGAACACUUUCAGAAAUUCAGGAGAAGAAAAGGGCGGAGGACAGAAAAACAAUUUCCCCCUUUAUUAUAAUUUUGCAUGUUUUGCCUGUAUUUGAAAUUUACUCAUGUAUAAAUAUUCAUUAUAAGCUUGAUUUCAUGUUUUGAAAAAUACUGGAAUAAUAAUAUUCUAUUAUUUUUGAUAGAUUCUAAUGGCAGGACAUGUUGCAGCAAUAAGAUUACGGCAGUUUAUAGAUCCAGCACCAGAAAUUCCUCCAGGAAUUAUUCAUCAUCAGGGAAAGGAUGUGCUUGGUUACCAUCCAGGGCAACUGGCACGACUUCAUAUUGAAUAUCCUCCUGAAGGGCAGCCAAGACCUUUUACAAGACUGCAACCAGUUCCAGUAAAACAUGAAACUGUACAUCACCAUGAGUAUGACUAUUUAGUUCUGAAGCAGUAUAUCCAUUACCAAAGGAUGAAGAAGAGAGUCCAUGAUUGGUAUACACAAACCACAUAUAGAGAAGCAUUCACAUUGCCAUGUUACAAGUCAGAGGGCAUUGAGGAUAAUCUUCGCCCAAGAACCACUGCUGAGGCAUUGGCAGCUUGGAAAAGUACUUCUACCAAGAGGAGGGACAAGGUGAAGCCUUCAUUUAUGGGAGUCUGA